AUGGCUGCCAGCGGGGCUGCCUGCUCAUGGUUUGCUCGAGUCGAUGAGGAAGAAAUUAAUCAGAUUAUAGAGGAUGCAAUACCUAAAAAUACGAAAAGACAAACAAGCUGGAGCAUUGCCAUCCUCAGAGGUCAGUAAAGCAAGCAAAAGCUUAUAUUAUUCGCCAUUUUUCCGUGUGUAAACAAGUGCUCGAAAAGUCCAAUUUUUUGUUGGUUGUUGCAUUCCUUGUCUUGUUCUCACAGCAUUUUAAAAUAUACUUAUCAUUCCUUUUACUGAAGAAUGGUUGCACUUGAGAUAUCCUUUCGAAGAGCUGGGAAAUUUAAGCAAAGAAAUACUAGCAGAACGACUAACAAAGUUUUAUCAAGAACUAAAACAAGACGACUGAAGAGAAUACAGCCGUUCAGCUCAUGUUGCUAUAAGAGCGGGAAUAAACCGAUAUUUAACUUCAGAAAAAGUAGGAAAAUUCAAUCAUAAGUGAUCCCAUUUUCAAGACAGCAAACAAAUCCUUGAAUGCGAAGCUAAAGAAAAUCAAGGAAUGUGUGGUUCGUCCAAAGUGAAGCAUCACUCGAGUAUCCCGCCUGAGGACAUACAAAAAUGUUACGAGAGUGGUAUUUUUGGAGACGACUCCCCUCUAUCGUUAUCAAGAGUGAAUUGGUUUAACAUAAACCUAUAUUUCUGUCGAAGAGGCAGGGAAAACCAAAGAAAAUUGUCAAAGAACAGUUUAAUUUUCAAGACAGAUGCAAAUAAAUGUUGAGUAUGUUGAAAUGGCCGAGCAAGAAAAAACAAAAAAUCAUCCUGGCGGUCUUAGCGACAAGGCAGACGAGGCGGACCCUAAAAUGUUUUCUACUGGUGAAAAUCACUGUCCUGUUCAGUACCUUAAAACGUUCAUUCAAGUUCUUAACCCUGUGGAAGAGGCACUUUUCCAAAGGCCAAAAAGUAACUUUUCCGCUAGCGACGAAAUCUGGUUUGAUGUCAACACCUUGGAAAAUAUGAUGAAAGAAAUAUCAAGUGCAGCUAAACUAAGCCAAAUUUAUACAAAUCAUUGUAUAAGGGCAACAUCGGUCACUUUACUUGAUAGAGCAGGAAUUCCAGUCCACCGUAUCAUGCAGGUCUCGGGGCACAGAAACGAGGGAAGCGUAAAAGUAUAUGCUGAAAGACAAACUUUACAACAACAAAAGCAAUGCUCUGAAAUCUUAGGGAAGCAAAUUCAAGUUACCUCAACUGAUCCAAUAGUUUCACCCACAAGACCAUCGGAACAAACAUAUAACAACAACAAAAAUGAAAUAAGAUAUCAAAACUCAUUUUCAAAUACAACCUCACCUAAAUUUGUUGACUUUGGAAAAGCAAGCUUUGAAAACUGUCAUUUUACGUUUAAUUAUAACUUAUCAAAAGAAAAGUGA
Paramuricea clavata is the source of this 1400-nucleotide messenger RNA. The record is from the annotation of a GenBank genome assembly. Lineage: Eukaryota; Metazoa; Cnidaria; Anthozoa; Malacalcyonacea; Plexauridae.